This is a messenger RNA of Tetranychus urticae (two-spotted spider mite), 1861 nucleotides long. It is a transcript of the gene Gbeta5, whose product is annotated as guanine nucleotide-binding protein subunit beta-5. Gene Ontology annotation, biological process: signal transduction. Gene Ontology annotation, molecular function: protein binding. Lineage: Eukaryota; Metazoa; Arthropoda; Arachnida; Trombidiformes; Tetranychidae. The record is from RefSeq and is a predicted model, not a curated record.
UCUCUCUCUUUUGGCUCCCAUUUCUUUAUAUUUUAUAAUCAUUUACUGACUUUUAAUUGUAAUUCAUCUAAAUUGUGAAUCACCUUUUUGUUUUCUUUUUCAUUUUACCCUUUUAAUCAAAUUUUUACAUUCAUUAUUGUGUUCAUUAUAGUACUAGAUAUUUAUAUUUUAACCUAGUGAUAUUUAAAUCCUAGUUAUGGCCAGUGAUGGUGAUCACCAGUCACAAGCUACUACUAGUGGAACCUCAACAACAAUUCAACAACCUGGUAAUGGUUCUGGUGUAGGUUGUGGGGAAACCGAUAAACCAAAUGAUUCGAUCGACGAUUUGAGAAAAGAAAUAGAAAGGUUAAAAUCAAGAUUAGAAGAAGAAAGGAAAAAAUUAAAUGAUGUUUCAUUUGCACAAGUGGCUCAAAGGUUAGAAAUUUUAGGAAGUCUUAAUAUAAAACAAAGGAGAGUAUUGAAAGGACACCAAGGAAAAGUCUUAUGCUCAGAUUGGUCUCUGGAUAAGAGGCAUAUUGUUAGUUCAUCUCAAGAUGGUAAAAUGAUUAUUUGGGAUGCAUUCACCACAAAUAAAGAACACGCCAUAAGUAUGCCAACAACUUGGGUAAUGUCCUGUGCUUAUGCACCUUCCGGAACUAUGGUAGCCUGUGGAGGGUUGGACAAUAAGAUAACUGUUUUCCCAUUGAGUAUAGAAGACGAUGCUCAAGCCAAAAAGAAGCACGUAGGAACCCACACUAGUUACAUGUCUUGUUGUCUUUUUCCUGGUACCGAUCAACAAAUUCUUACUGGAAGUGGAGAUAGUACAUGCUCUUUGUGGGAUGUUGAGUGUUCAACUUUAAUUCAAAAUUUUCAUGGACACCUGGGUGAUGUUAUGUCCAUUGAUCUUUCUCCUUCAGAAACUGGCAAUACUUUUGUUUCUGCCGGAUGUGAUAGACAAGCAUUAAUUUGGGAUCUUAGGACGGGACAUUCAGUGCAAUCAUUUGAAGGACACGAAUCUGAUAUCAAUUCUGUGAAAUAUCAUCCAAGUGGAGAUGCUAUUGUUACCGGUUCAGAUGAUGCCUCUUGUCGUCUUUUUGAUUUACGUGCAGAUCGAGAAGUUGCUGUUUAUUCAAAAGAAAGUAUACUCUUUGGAGUCAAUUCUGUUGAUUUUUCCGUUAGUGGUCGUAUUUUGUUUGCCGGUUAUAAUGAUUAUACAGUACAUAUUUGGGAUGCUUUAAAAUGCCAACGACUCUGUAUUUUAUAUGGACAUGAAAAUCGUGUUACUUGUAUCAAAGUUUCUCCUGACGGUACAGCUUUAUCUACUGGAAGCUGGGAUUUCUCACUCAGAAUAUGGGCUUAAAAAGUUUCAUUGAUUCAUAGUAAACCUAUCAAGAUAAUCGAGCCAUAACACCGAUCCGGUAAAGUUUGAUUCUCAUAUCAGAGAAUUGGAUUAACAAAUCAAAUUGGAAUGGUGAUGACGAUGAUAACUGGAUUAAAACUUUAGGAUGGACAAUUUGGUCCUGUUGUUACUAAAUUAUUAAUUCUAUUAUGCUGUUGAUUGAAAGACAUUGGUAAUGUACCGAAAUGAGAAAUGUUUUAAAACCUAAAAGGAACCAAAGUUGAUGAUUUCAUCAACAUGAGCCAUUUUUUCUUCUUUUUUUGUAAUAUUGAACAAAUUUGAACAUACCUUGGCAAGAAUAAUCCAUUUUAAUUGUAGAUAUACAAAUUCAUACUUGACUAGAUUGAGUCUAUUGUUUUGACGAAGAUUAGGUUUGAAAAGCCAAAAAUAAAAACAAGUGAUAAAAUUUGAUCGAGACCUAAAAACUUGCCGUUUUAAAUAAACGAGAAAAAAAACGCAAAUAAAAAAUGAAAAUAUUAACAA